CUACUCCAUACACACCAUGAUGAUGAUUCGACCGAUUGUCAGUGGGGCCGCUCGUGGCGCCACCCGUCGCUCGAUUGCCGCUGCCGCUGCACCUGGCUUUGCGAGGACGCUGGCCACUGAGGCGCCCAAGCCGAGCGCCGGAAGCCCUCCUCCUUCCUCUUCCUCAUCCAACACCCCUCUGAUUCUCGCGCUUGCCGGUGUCGGUGGUCUGGGAGCUUGGUAUGCCAUGGGCGGCUUUGGCGACAAGCCCAGUGUACCCGGCACGGGAAGCGUGACGGGCGUGCUGGACAAGAACGCUUUCAAGGAGUUCACCCUCAAGGAGGUCAUCCCGUACAACCACGACAGCUCUACGUUCAUCUUUGAGAUCCCCCAAGACCAGAACUCGGGCAUGACGGUCGCCUCGGCUGUCGUCGUCAAGGGCGUCGGUGAGCAGGCCCCCAAGGACAAGGAGGGCAAGGACGUCGUCCGCCCCUACACACCCGUCACAUCACCCGACACCAAGGGCCACAUUGACUUCCUGAUCAAAAAGUACCCCAAUGGCGCCAUGACGGAGUACAUCCAUGCGAUGAAGCCCGGAGACAAGCUGGAGAUCAAGGGUCCCUUUGACAAGCAUCAGUACAAGGCCAACGAGUUCGAGGAGGUCGCCAUGAUUGCCGGUGGAUCUGGUAUCACGCCCAUGUGGCAGCUUCUCCAGGCUAUCAAGGGCAACCCGCAGGACAAGACCAAGGCUACCCUCAUCUACACCAACAAGACCGAGGCCGACAUUCUUCUCCGGGAAAAGUUCGACGAGCUCGCCAAGUCCGACGACAGGUUCACGAUUGUGUAUGGACUUGACAAGAAGCCCAAGAACUUCACGCAAGCAGAUGCUUUCGAGGGUUACGUCACGCCAGAGAUCCUGAGCAAGUACCUUCCGGCGCCUGCAAAGGCUGACAAGGUCAAGAUCUUCGUUUGCGGCCCUCCCCCUCAGGUCGAGGCCAUCAGCGGCGGAAAGGGCCCCAAGGGCUCCCAGGGCGACCUCAAGGGUCUCCUGGCUGACCAGGGUUACCAACCCUCGCAAGUGUACAAGAUGUAAAAUGCCCUCAUUCCUUGUCAAUUGGUAAUGCAGAGGUUCUUGGAAUUGAAGAAGCCCUCUAUAUUUGUCUAGAUGCGAAUACAGUACAGUACAAUGGUUUGUCAUGACCUCAUGACCAGAUGCGGAUGUGUAUGGACCAAUUCAUCACUCUAAGGCCUCGUAGCCAUC
This is a messenger RNA of Acaromyces ingoldii, 1240 nucleotides long. Its product is annotated as ferredoxin reductase-like protein. The transcript has 3 exons. Gene Ontology annotation, molecular function: cytochrome-b5 reductase activity, acting on NAD(P)H. Bases 17 to 1072 code for a protein of 351 amino acids. NCBI's taxonomy places the organism in Eukaryota, Fungi, Basidiomycota, Exobasidiomycetes, Exobasidiales, Cryptobasidiaceae. Gene Ontology annotation, biological process: ergosterol biosynthetic process. The record is from RefSeq and is a predicted model, not a curated record.